Messenger RNA from Aphanomyces astaci, 482 nucleotides. RefSeq lists its product as hypothetical. Gene Ontology annotation, molecular function: transmembrane transporter activity. The transcript is spliced from 2 exons. Bases 209 to 463 code for a protein of 84 amino acids. NCBI's taxonomy places the organism in Eukaryota, Oomycota, Saprolegniomycetes, Saprolegniales, Verrucalvaceae. Gene Ontology annotation, biological process: transmembrane transport. The record is from RefSeq and is a predicted model, not a curated record.
AAUAGAUUAACCCCUAUGUGAAUCUAGUUUGACCAAAGCACACACAUUUUUGACAAUGGAGCCGACAACGCCGCUCCUGCCUCCGUCGGCGUCAUCAACGCACAGGGAUAUUCUCUGGCUGGUCUUCAGUCUGGUCGGCGGGAUGAUCUACGGGUACAACGUCAGGUACGCCCGUCAUCCCUUCUCUUAGUCUUCAUGCAUUCUCCGUAUGCACAGCAUUGCGCCUUCGCUCGCGUACAUUGCCGACGACUUGAGCCUCUCUACGUCCCAGCAAGAGAUGGCAAGCGCGUCCGCCACGUUGAGCGACACCAUCACCAUGCUCGUGGGCGGCCACCUCGCGGACGCGUUCGGCCGGCGUCGCACGGCCAUCGCCGCGUGUAUGUUGAGCAUCGUAGGCGCACUCGGCAUCCUCAUGAGUCGGUUAGGGUCUCGAACCACUCUUGCUCGUGUAAAACAUGUCUGAGCCUUGAUUUGGUUUUGGG